AUGUUUAAAUCUUCCAACUGUUCAACUUUUCUCGCCCUCAAUUAUUUAUUCUUCUUUGUCUAUACUUUAUCCUUUCCCAACCAUGCGGCCACCAUCGCUCACAUUCAAUGUCCAGGCAAUUUCACACUUAGAAAUGCCGGUACAAAAGGCUCUCAGAAAUUGAAUCCAUCUGAAGUUGAUUACCUCCAGCGCCGUCGUCAACAAGUAGCGGGUCCAGCUUACAGGACUUAUCUGCGCAAUGUAAAACAAUCUUUGAAAGCUGCACCGGCAGUUGAUGCGAAUACCCGCCGAAAACUAGGUGAUUGGAACCAUACUGUAUCCAGUAAUAAUGUAAUACCUGCCUAUCUCGAUACUAUACUCACAUCAAAGAAUCUCAACAUCCUACCUCGUACUGCAUUGGCAGCUUCUGGUGGAGGAUUCCGCGCGGCAUUGUAUUCGAGCGGUGUUUUGAAUGCAUUCGACGCAAGAAACAAAACUUCAUCUGAUGUUGGUACGGGUGGACUUUUACAAGCCAGCGAUUAUAUAGUCGGUCUCAGUGGUGGUGCUUGGGUGGUCACUGCUCUCUCUCAGGCUAAUUAUCCAUCAUUAUAUGAUACAGCCCUUUCAAAGAAUCCAAAACAGAAUCUAAACAAAGAAAACCACUUUGGAAGUUUUUUGGUUCAAUAUGAUUUGUUCAGUCCUGCCGAUAAUCAAACAGUUGAUGAUGGAAAAGGAAUUGCAGAGAAGAAUGCAAAUUAUUUGGCCGAUAUCAUGGCAAAAAUGGCCCAAAAGUCCAAGGCUGGAUUUCAUGUCACCAUGGUAGACUUUUGGUCAUUACUGCUUCGUUAUCGUAUCAUCAAUGGAACCACGGAACAUAACUUCUUUGAUCAAUCUCUACCACACGGUGUAGAUGUCACUUUCUCGAGUAUCAGAAAAGUCUCCAGCUUUCAACGUUUUGAACAACCUUUCCCUAUCAUCACGGCUCUCCCGAUCUCACCUGGCCAAGACAAAAAACUGCAACCUGGGGCUUUCGUCCCAUUGACGAACACCGCAUACGAAUUCACACCAAUAGAGUCAGGAAGUUGGGAUGCAAACUUGGCUAGCUUUAUACCAACAGAAUAUCUAGGUACUCGCUUAAAAAGUGGAAAUUUAACAUCUCAGAAGUGCGCUCAAGGUUUUGAUCAAGCUAGUUAUCUUGCUGCUAUCUCCAGUAAUAUAUUUCCAAAACUCAACAUCAGUACAGCUUACUUCUUUAACCAGAGUUCAGUACACAAUAUCAUCACCUCCAUUAACAACACUUUUGCAAGCUCUCAACCUGGUAUAUCUCUCGACACAGCCUCAGUCCCCAAUCCUUUCUAUCAGGUUGGGACCAAUACUUAUCUGGACAGAGAAUCCACCGAUCUUCGGCUCCUUGACGGAGGUUACGAUGGUGCUGUGACACCCUAUCUCCCACUGCUGAUCCCAGCCCGAAAAGUAGACAUUAUCAUUGGUAUCGACUCAAUCAGCUUAACUAAGGAUGCAGCAGCAGGAUCAAAUUAUGCCACCGGGAAUUCGCUACAAGCCACAUUCGCCAGAGCUCAGCUUAUGUCAGGUGCCUACAAUUUUCCUCGCGUACCAAGUUCGGAAGUGGAGUACGAGAAGAUAAGAUCGCAUCCGAUUUUUUUCGGUUGUGACGAGACGGCCGCCCCGUUGAUCGUAUGGCUACCUAAUUCAGCCCCUCUAGAUGGAUCAGCUGGUAUCACAAACACAUCAGUAGAUCAAAUCCAGUAUCCACGUAGACAAGUCGAAGCUUUUGUUGGUGCAGCUUCAGAAGUCGCUUAUCGAGGAUUCCCUAGCGCCGACAAUAUCAAAAACCGAGUAUUUCGUGAUCCACUUUGGUCCGCAUGUCUCGCCUGCGCUGUGGUUGAUAGGUCUCGAGAACGACAGAAAAUUCCAAGGGAAGGUCUUUGCAGUCAAUGCUUUCAAAGAUACUGUUGGAACUCAUCAAGAUGA
Messenger RNA from Melampsora larici-populina 98AG31, 1971 nucleotides. RefSeq lists its product as uncharacterized. Bases 1 to 1971 code for a protein of 656 amino acids. Gene Ontology annotation, biological process: glycerophospholipid catabolic process. The record is from RefSeq and is a predicted model, not a curated record. NCBI's taxonomy places the organism in Eukaryota, Fungi, Basidiomycota, Pucciniomycetes, Pucciniales, Melampsoraceae. Gene Ontology annotation, molecular function: A2-type glycerophospholipase activity. The transcript is spliced from 6 exons. Gene Ontology annotation, cellular component: cytosol.